This is a messenger RNA of Salvia miltiorrhiza (redroot sage), 1625 nucleotides long. Its product is annotated as probable WRKY transcription factor 53. The transcript has 3 exons. Bases 322 to 1371 code for a protein of 349 amino acids. NCBI's taxonomy places the organism in Eukaryota, Viridiplantae, Streptophyta, Magnoliopsida, Lamiales, Lamiaceae. Gene Ontology annotation, biological process: regulation of DNA-templated transcription. The record is from RefSeq and is a predicted model, not a curated record. Gene Ontology annotation, molecular function: DNA-binding transcription factor activity; transcription cis-regulatory region binding. Gene Ontology annotation, cellular component: nucleus.
AAAGUUUUCUUUAAAUACAAAUGUUUCAUCAGCUUCACCAGCAUCACCCUAUCCUCCUCUCAUAUAUAUAUAUAACAUUCCCUUAGCUUUCCAAUAUAAGAAAGUUGCACCACAUUUUCUCAACCAAAUUCAUUGUUUGUAACUAAAAAAGGGGCAAAAGAGAAAAGAAUAGCUUCUUUCUUCACCAUCUUCAUAUAUAUGAAAGAGAUUCUUACCUUGCUGCAUAGCUAGAGCAGUCCCAAGCUGAACGAGCAUCGUUUCGUGGAAAUCGGCCCUCCAUCUUUCCCGCAAGAGAGCCAUAGCAAAAGUAAAAGUAAGAAAAUGGAGCGGGUUUCGACAUGGGACCUGAAAGUGCUCACCGAUGAAUUAGCUCAAGGGAUGGAGAAAGCCAUGCAGCUCCGGUUUCAUCUGUGCUCGACGUCUCACUCUGAGGCCGAGGACUUGAUUCUGCAGAGGAUAAUAUCGACUUUUGAGAAGGCUCUUUGCAUCCUAAAGUGUGGUGGACAUGUUGGAGUAGCACACGUGGGAGCUCAGGCUGCAGCUCCCGAGUCUUCGAUCUCUGCUGAUGGAAGUUCAAGAAGCGAUGAUACGAACAAGAAUAUCAAAGAAUAUCAAGAACAGGGCUAUGCAUCUAAGAAAAGGAAAUUGCAGCCUACCUGGACAGAACAAGUGAAAGUCAACUCCGAAAACGGGCUUGAAGGGCCCGGCGAUGACGGAUAUAGUUGGAGAAAGUAUGGGCAGAAAGACAUUUUGGGAGCUAAAUAUCCUAGAAGCUAUUACCGGUGUACCUACCGCCAAGGCCGGAAUUGUUGGGCAACGAAGCAAGUGCAGAGAUCAGACGAAGAUGCCACCGUAUUUGAGAUCACAUACAAAGGAACACACGCAUGCAAACAGUUCAAUAAUGCAGUUCCACCACCAACAUCACCAGAAAAACAAGAACUCAAAAGUAACAACCCAUGUUAUGAUCAACUAGAACAGAACCCAAUGCUUUCAAACUUUAGAGCUAACCUCAGAGUCAACACCGAGGUCUCAGAUAUUCAGGAGAUGCCAGCCUACUUCUCUUUUCCAUCGACAUUUGCAUGCUACGAAAAAGAAAAUCAUUGUUAUCCGAUUUCUGCUCUGGUUGACGACAACCACCUGCAAGGAACAUAUUCCCCGUUGUUCUAUUCUCCAGCCACGUCCGGAUCAAAUUGCUUCUCCACUGCAACAUAUCAGAUGAGAGACCACGACUACGGGGGCAAUGAUAACACAGACAUAAUGUCAGCCCAUGCCUCGACAAACAAUUCUCCAAUUGGGGGAAUGGAGUUUUCAAUUGAGCCAGCAGAGAUAGAUCCAAAUUUCCCAUUCAACGUCCCCGGAUUUUUCACAUAAUCGAAGUUCAAACUUUCUGAAAGUGGAAAACAAGAGGGAAGGGCGUGGUUUCACAACCACUAUUCUUGAUCAUAAAGAUUAGGGAAUAACAUUCUUGUAGGAACUUAUCCAGAUGCUUGAGAUGAAAACCAAGGACUAAGCAUGUAUGAAUAACAAGUUCAGCGGUCUAGUUAGUCUAGUCUUCAUGUAUAGAAUCAGAGUGUCAUCACUCUUUUUAUUCAACUUUUGCUAAUACAUUAGCCUAACCAACAAAA